UGGAUUUUACCCCAAGAAGGGAAUUACAUUAUCCUUUCUUUCAUUGUCUUCUCGUUUCCUUUUGACAUAACAAAGCAGCAUGUCUCAGAAAGGGACGAAGGGAGGACAAGACAACAGGCCGCCCUCUGCUGGAGGCACACCCUCCCAGCCCUCCUCGGCUCACGGUACCCCGCUCCGCUCGUCGAUGCGGAGGUCCCAUGGGGAGUCCCAGAAGGGAGGAGUCAUGCUGGGAGCGGACGACCCUCAGUCGCACAGGAAGAGUCGGACCAGCAGCCAAAGCUCCGUGUCAGCCGCCUACGUGCUCUACCUCAACAAGCUGUUUGGACAGGACAGGGAGCUGAUGCCAGAGGAACUGGAUGAGCUGCAUGUGGCCUUUAAAGAGUUUGACUACGACGGGGACGGCUACCUGCACUACAAAGACGUGGCAGACUGCAUGAGGACCAUGGGGUACAUGCCUACAGAGAUGGAGCUCAUCGAGAUCGUCCAGCAAAUCAAGAUGAAAUGGGGGGGUCAUGUGGACUUUGAUGAUUUCUGUGAGCUCAUGGGUCCCAGGAUGCUGGCAGAGACGGCUCACAUGGUUGGCCUCAGAGAGCUGCGCUGCGCCUUCAAACAGUUUGACUUUGAUGGUGACGGGCGCAUCACCCUGGAGGAGCUGAAGGAGGCCAUGAAGGCCCUGUUGGGAGAGAAGCUGAAGAAGGGAGAGCUGGAGGAGAUCCUGGAAGACAUCGACCUCAACAAGGAUGGAACCAUUGACUUUGAUGAGUUUGUCAUGAUGCUGUCAGCACGAUGAACUGAAAACGUCCAACACUCACAGGAAGCAGAAUGGCUGAUCUUCAGAAAUGGGCAUACAUGUCUGGUCAACAUCCUGCUCUAUUGUGCAUAACUGUUGUAUAGAACAAUGAAUGUUGCAUAUUUUAAUCUCAAUCUCUUUAAAUAGCAAGAUUUUUUUUUCACACAAGAAAAUGGUUAAGUAAUAUUAGAGGGCGAAAGGUGAGUUAUGAAACCAGUGUUAGGUAUUAUUGAUGAAUCAGUAUCGCCCCCAUGUGGUAGAACAGCUACUUUACAGCUCUGAGCUCAGGAGUGGCUUGAUGAAAUAAGACCUUUAGUUUCCAAUAGGUUUAUUGAUAUAUAUAUGAUCCCGACACAAUAAACACCUGAGCCACAAUGAAAAAGAAGUGCAUUUAUUAUUGAAAAUUGAUAACUUAGACAAUCGAGCAAAAAAAGCAGUCAAAAAACAACAACCUUGUUUUGUAUUUUUACAAAUAAAGAAAUGACAAAUUUACAUAAACAGAGCCAUGACUUGAUAUACAUUUUACAUAUGAAAUUAUUUGAGCCAUUGUGCAACUGAAGGAAAAAUUAGAACUAUAACAAAGUAAUAACUGUGUGGCGACAGGAAUGGUAACCAAGCCGACGCAUAAUGCCGUUAAAGCAAAAUGCUUAAAUGGUAUAUAAGGCAAAAUUAGUCUGCAAAUUCAAGCAGGCAGGAUCCUUCAACAGUCAUUCUUCCUCUCCACAAAGAAAGACAGCUUCUUUCAAGGAGGAAAAAUAAAGGAGGAUCUAUAAACUUUUCUAUGAUGGAUGCAGAUCAAAGUACUAUAUGGAUGCAGUUAUGUCAUUUACCAUUUGUCAAAAUAUUGCAAAUUCCCGUUUGUUUGAUUUACACAUACAUACACAAGUCAAAAAUAUAUAGAUAUAUCAGUCCUUACAAAUGACAGUGAACAUUGGUUGAAGUGGGAAGCUGGAAAUUUGGGCUGAGAAGACAAGUUGGACUCUUGAAACUGGAAACUAAACCCAGCAAAACAUAUAACAGGGUCUAAGCUAUCAAUAUUCUUCACUUCUGGAACAACAACAACAACAAAAAUACUGUUACAAGUUUUGGAAGUUUUGAGUUUAUGCAGUUUAAACAGCAGGAAAAUAAUUUGAGUGCAUGUUGCCAGACUAUUGUUACAAUUAAGUGAUAAAGUCAAACAAAACAGCAGACAGGCUGCACUUUCUUGGAAGAAACAGUUGACAAUUUUAACAACCUAAAUGAUGUUAAUACGGGCUGAUUUCUAUUAAUUAAACAGUGGUGUCCUCCACCAAACUACACUUCAGUAGUGGUUAGAAGCUUGUGCGUGCGAGACAACGAUAGACAGAGAAAAGAGGCUCGGCAGAGGAGG
Molecule: messenger RNA, 2159 nt
Organism: Hypomesus transpacificus
Lineage: Eukaryota; Metazoa; Chordata; Actinopteri; Osmeriformes; Osmeridae
Gene: cabp4
Product: calcium binding protein 4
Exons: 8
Coding region: 80-790 (236 amino acids)
Molecular function (GO): calcium ion binding
Source: RefSeq, a predicted model, not a curated record